GGCGCUUUCUUCUCCUCUCUUAAACCCUAAACCGCAGAAAGAAGAAGAAGAAGAAGAAGAAGAUGGUGAGGCUCACAGCCGAUUUAGUUUGGAAGAGUCCUCAUUUCUUCAAUGCCGUUAAGGAACGAGAGUUGGAUCUUCGAGGUAACAAGAUAGCUGUAAUGGAGAACUUGGGAGCUACAGAGGACCAAUUUGACACUAUCGAUCUGUCUGACAAUGAGAUUGUAAAACUUGAAAACUUUCCCUAUCUUAAACGAUUGGGUACUUUGCUCAUAAACAACAACAGAAUUACUCGUAUCAACCCUAACAUUGGAGAGUUCUUGCCGAAGCUACACACAUUAGUUCUUACAAACAACAGGCUUAUCAACUUGGUAGAGAUUGACCCUCUUGCCUCCCUCCCUAACUUACAGUUUCUUAGCCUCUUGGACAAUAACAUCACCAAAAAACCUAAUUAUAGGCUCUAUGUCAUCCACAAACUAAAGACUCUUCGGGUUCUUGAUUUUAAGAAAGUUAAAGCUAAGGAGAGACUGGAAGCUAAAAACCUGUUUUCUUCCAAAGAAGUUGAAGAAGAAGCUCAGAAGGAAUCUGCGAAGACCUUCACACCGGGGGAGACUCCUACUGAUACAGAAACUGCAGAGGAAGAUGUAUCACAGAAACAAGUUGCACCAACACCUGAGCAAAUUACUGCUAUUAAGGCUGCAAUUGUGAAUUCCCAGACACUUGAAGAAGUUGCAAGACUUGAGAAGGCCUUGAAGUCUGGUCAGCUUCCGGCGGAUUUCAACACUUUGGUUGGCAACACUCCAUCCAACAGCAUUCAAGAAACAAAUGAAAGUACAGUCCGGAAUAGUGAAAAUGAUGCUGAUGUUAAAUCAAGAGAUGUGAAGGAGCAUGAUAAAGAUGAACCUGUACCCAUGGAACAGGAGUAGAUACGAUCAAUCGUUCUUAGGGAGCAGCAUUUGCUAUUGCAUCUGUGAUGGCUGAUCUGGAAAAUAACAACUGAGAUUCUCAACAAUCGCUUUAUGUGAGGAAUUAUUUGCCAGUGUCAUUGCCAUGGCUCUUGAAGUUCUCUUCUGGCCUAAGGGAUGCUGACCUUUGUUUUAAUUUUUGUUUAUUAUUUUUAUGAAAUUGAUUAGAAAGGUAUAUUCUGCAUGAAACAGUUGAGGCUUGUGGAAAAGUUCCCUCGAAUUUUAUCACUGGUUUCAAGUUGUUUUUUCUGGAUUUCGAGGAGUGCAUUUAGGACCGUUGACCAUUCGAAAGGGGUCACAAGUUUACACUAGUGUGAAUUUGGUCAGUGAUAUCCAAUCCAAAUUGAUUGGAUCGGUAGAUAUACAAUGAUUUACUUGGAGCAUCUCCAAUGCAUUUCUAUAAAAAGAAAAAGUUGUAUUAAAA
Cannabis sativa is the source of this 1389-nucleotide messenger RNA. RefSeq names its product U2 small nuclear ribonucleoprotein A'. The record is from RefSeq and is a predicted model, not a curated record. The transcript is spliced from 8 exons. The coding region runs from base 63 to 926 and encodes 287 amino acids. Gene Ontology annotation, molecular function: protein binding; U2 snRNA binding. NCBI's taxonomy places the organism in Eukaryota, Viridiplantae, Streptophyta, Magnoliopsida, Rosales, Cannabaceae. Gene Ontology annotation, biological process: mRNA splicing, via spliceosome.